UGUUGUGUUGUGGUGUGGUCCAUUGUGUUGUGUUGUGGUGUGAUGCGUUGUAACGCAUUGUGUUAUUGAUGUGUUGUGGUAUGUUGUAUUGUGGUGUGGUAUAUUGUGUUGUGUGUUGUGUUGUGUUGUGGUGCAUUGUGUUGUGGUGUUGUGUGGUGUGUUGUGUUGUGGUGCGUUGUAAUGCAUUGUGUUAUGGUGUGUUGUGUUGUGGAGUGUUGUGUUGUGGUGCGUUGUAAUGCAUUGUGUUGUGUGGUGUGUUGUGUUGUGGUGCGUUGUAAUGCAUUGUGUUGUGGUGUGUUGUGGUGCGUUGUAAUGCAUUGUGUUGUGGUGUGUUGUAAUGCAUUGUGUUGUGGUGUGUUGUAAUGCAUUGUGUUGUGGUGUGUUGUAAUGCAUUGUGUUGUGGUGUGUUGUGUGGUGGUGUGUUGUAAUGCGUUGUGGUGUGUUGUGUUGUGUGGUGUGUUGUGGUGCGUUGUAAUGCAUUGUGUUGUGGUGUUAUGUGGUGUGUUGUGUUGUGGUGCGUUGUAAUGCAUUGUCUUGUGGUGUGUUGUGUUGUGGUGCGUUGUAAUGCAUUGUGUUGUGGUGUGUGGUGUGUUGUGGUGCUUUGUAAUGCAUUGUGUUGUGGUGUUAUGUGGUGUGUUGUGUUGUGGUGCGUUGUAAUGCAUUGUGUUGUGGUGUGGUGCAUUGUGUUGUCGUGCAUUGUAGUGCAUUGUGUUGUGGUGUGAUGUGGUGCGGUGUGCUGUGUCAGUGCGGUGUGUUGUGUCGUGGUGUGUUGUGUUGUGGUGCGUUGUAAUGCAUUGUGUUGUGGUGUGAUGUGGUGUGGUGUGCUGUGUCGGUGUGUUGUGUCGUGGUGUGUUGUGUUGUGGUCUGAUGUUGUGCGUUGUGUUGUGUUGUGUUGUUUUGUGUUGUGAUGUGGUGUGAUUGAACAGUAAAUAUAAUAAUGACAAAUUAGCCCCAGCAAUAGCAGAAGCGCAGCGCUCCUUUGUGUGAAGCUUUGUGGACCCUCCAUGGUUCUGCUCUCACUUUCACACCUGGGCAUAAACCCUGACAACCCUUUAAUGAAAAUUUGCAUAAAUGCAGAAUGUUCGGUCGUGAGUAGUUUCGGAACAGGUAUGCAGAGGAUCAUUUGAAAGACUCUAGCAGGAAGCAUGCAUGCAGCUCUGUCCAGAUGCACAAUGGAAAUUGCAUCAUGCAUGCUGCAGAAGCAUGCACAGAAUGUGGGGAAGCCGUGAAGCUGCGCGUGCACGGCGAUGAUGUGCAAAGAGAUGAUGUCAUGGUUUUAAGCGGAUGGGAGGAGGAGGAAGAGGAGAAAAAGGAGGAGGUGGAGGUGGAUGGAUGGAGGGAGGGAGGGAGGGAGGGAGGGAGGAAGAGGCGAGCGUAAGGUUUCGCAGGCGCUCCCGAAAAAAAGGAAGCGGCGCUUUGUGAUGCGCAGGCGGCGCCGUGUAGCUGGCGGAAGAGGAGCUCUCGCAGCCCAGCCCCAGCGUCUCUCCGCCCAGGGGAAAGACAGGAGGCAGACAGGAGGGACGUGGGGGGAAGGAAUUAAAAAAAAACCACACACACACAGAGGGAAGGAAGAGAAAAGAAAAAGGAGGGGAAACACGGGAACGGCGUUGACGAAGCGGCUGCCAUGGCGGCCAAAUCGGACGGCGUGCUGAAGAUGAAGAAGAGCGAUGUGGCGUUCACGCCCCUGCAGAACUCGGACCACUCGGGCUCGGUGCCGGGACUCGCGGCGGGAUCGAGACCGGGCUCGGGCAGCGGCGAGGCGGAUUUUACGCGCGGCGAGGCGCGCUGCUGCGGUCCCGAGGACUCGACGUGCCUGCGGCUCGGCGGCGAGAGGCGGAAGUGCGACGCCUGGGACGGUCUGUGGCUGGUGGCCGCGGCCACCGUGUACUUCGCCGACGUCGCCACGGACGUGUGGCUCGCCGUCGACUACUACCUGCGCAACGACUACUGGUGGUUCGGCCUGACGCUCUUCUUCGUAGCGCUCGGCUCCAUCUCCGUGCAGUUCUUCAGCUUCCGGUGGUUCGUGCACGACUUCAGCACCUCGGAGAGCGACGCCGCGGCCACCGACAGCAGCAGCAGCAGCACCAGGACUAACGAGAAGCGCUCGGCGCCGUGCGCCUUCUGCCUCUGGUUCCUACAGACCGUCAUUCACAUCCUGCAGCUCGGCCAGAUAUGGAGGUGAGCCUUCGACUUCGCCUUCAUUCAGUCACAGGAGCGCGUGGCUUUGGGACUCCCCGUGCACUGGGGAACCCUUGUGCAUCCAUCAUAACCACAUCGAUUGUAUGGGAUCCACUAGCACCUGAGUUUCUUUUCUUUUUUUCUUUUCUUUUUUUUUAGUACUCCAUCAUACUCCAGUGCUGUUCAUAGGCUACUAAAAUAUCCUCUGCACUCCAGAACCUCACAUUUACACCAUGGAGGCCUCUGGGAGAAGUCUUUUGGGUGUGUAUUUUUUCUCUAGCAAGCUGUGCUGGGUGAAUUAGAAAUAGCCUCACAAACAAUACACACUAUGCACUCCUUGUGUCCUUGCAUUAACAAGCAGGUAGUGUGUGUGUGUGUGUGUGUGUGUGUGUGUGUGUGUGUGUGUUCACUAGCAUUUCUCCACCUUUAAUUUUAUCCCAGUCUCUAAACACACCAUGCACUGGAGCUCGUUCAGCGUCUCUGCGAAGUCUUUUGGGUGUGUUACAGCUUUUUUUCUCUAGCAGGCUGUGUUGUGCAAAUAAACGAAACAGCCUCACAAACAAACAGUACACACUGUGCAUUUCUUAUAGGACUGGUCGUUUGUGUUUUUUACACAUUUUAUUGGCUAGCCAGUGCAUUUCUGAACCGUUCGUGUUGUUGUGGUAUUAAGGAGCAGCUCUGGAGCGUGUUACCGUUCCCUUUAGCAGGCUGUGCAUGCUUCUGUAGGAGACGAAGAAAUAUCCUGACAACAAGCGGGUCAUCUUUAGUGACCUUUAGUUACUAGCCCAUGCAUUCCUCCGUCCUUUUGUUCCCACCUGUUGUUGUUGUGUGCGUUGUGUGUUUAACCGUCCCAGUAUCUCGGGUCACCAUGCUGGUACAUCGUGCCUGGGUGUUUGGGGUGCGUUAUACGUUUUGCUUUCGUGUGUUGCGCCGUGCUCAUUCUUAUGCUAAGCAGGUAUGGUGCAAACCACUAAAGAAGUCGCCUACCUUCAACUCUGUACUCUCUAAGCUGUUCUUAACAUGCUAAUAUUCCAAGACGGUGGUGUGUACAUAGCUAGUUUUAUCUACUGGAGCUUGUUGACUGUGGAGGCACAGUUACGCCAUACGUGAAGAUUUGUUUGGGAAGUGGAAGGUUUGGCUUUGCAGUUGUGUAUGUGCUAAUAUUUAUGCUAGACAUGCAAACGGAAGAAAGAUUUAGCUGGAUGAGAACUUUGUUUGGGGUUUUUUUUCUUCCUGAAACUGUAUAAACUGUUGUCUUGUGCAUGGAUAUAUAAGCUAAUAGUCAAACUGUGCAACAUCUGUCCUCAUGACUAGUGACGAUCCACUUCAUUUGUCCAUAAAUGAAAGUCUAGAGUCAUAUUUACACCAUGCAUGGAGGGUUUAAGUUAAUACUUAUGCUAAGCAGGGUAAUAUCGUGCAACUUGAUAUACCAUAUUCGUAUUCAAACUGUUAUGAGCUGGAAUCUCAUUUACACCAUGUGUCGAGUUGGUUUUUUUUUUCGGGUAUUGAGACAUUUAUAUGAGAAUGUUUUAUACACACACUCGCUGGCUUCAAUGACUUUAAUAAGAACACCUGUACACCUGCUCCUUCGUGUAC
This is a messenger RNA of Ictalurus furcatus (blue catfish), 3774 nucleotides long. It is a transcript of the gene xkr4, whose product is annotated as XK related 4. Gene Ontology annotation, biological process: phosphatidylserine exposure on apoptotic cell surface; engulfment of apoptotic cell; apoptotic process involved in development. The record is from RefSeq and is a predicted model, not a curated record. NCBI's taxonomy places the organism in Eukaryota, Metazoa, Chordata, Actinopteri, Siluriformes, Ictaluridae. Bases 1625 to 2182 code for a protein of 185 amino acids. The transcript has a single exon. Gene Ontology annotation, cellular component: plasma membrane.